AUGCGCGAGGUUGUGCACCCCCUGCUGCGCAUCUUGGACUCGCCGUCCCCGCAGAGCUUGAAGGACGCGUCGGUGGAUUCGCUGAGCCUUCUGCGCGGCGCAUUCGACGAGGCCUUCGCCGUCUUCGCCCCGCAGGUCCGCCGCGUGCUGGCGCGGCAGGACCCUCCCGCCGCCCUGGGCGACGAGGAGCACCUGGCGAGGGCCCGAGCGGCCUGGCCCCGGGCGCUGGGGAGAGGCGAGGCGGUGGCGGACGACGCUGCCUCUUCGUUCGAGGCCCCGCACUCGUCGUUCGACGUUGCCCAGCCGAACCAGCACAGCCUGAGGCUGGCCUGGGAGGCCUCGCACCCGAAGACCAAG
Messenger RNA from Prorocentrum cordatum, 357 nucleotides. The record is from the annotation of a GenBank genome assembly. Lineage: Eukaryota; Dinophyceae; Prorocentrales; Prorocentraceae.